AUGGUGUCUCAUAAUCGUUCAGGUGAUUCGGUUGAUUUACAACUUCCUAGUUUACCAAAUUCAUCCACCAAAUCAACAUCGUCUUCUGAAUCCAUAAUUAAUCCUCAUCAUUUAACUAGAAAGAAGUUAAAACUUAUAUUGCAUUUGAUUACUGCUGAAUUGAAACAUCGUGGUACUAAAACUCCUCAUAUUUUCUUACCAUUUAGAUCUAGAAUUGAUGAUACUAAAUUAGAAAUUUUUCUAAGAAGAAUAUUUCCAAAUGGUGAUUUAAUCCCCAUUAAUAAUAAAGAUGAUGAGCAUAAUGUUAAAAAAAAAUUGAAAAGUUUCGAUGAAUUCACUUUGAUUUGUAGUUUGAAAUAUUUAUGGAGUAGAUUGCCAAAUAAUGAAAUCAUUGGUUGGGAUGUUUACUUAGAAUAUAAAAGAAGAGAAAAAGAAGCAGGUUACCCUAGGAAUGCAUUUUUAAGUAUAAUGCCAAAAUGUUUAUCAUCUCCUGCUCAUGCAUCAAUUGUUUAUGAUUUCUUAGAUAUAUUGAUCAGUAUCGCUUCAAAUUCUCAAUAUAAUUACUUAAGUGGUCGUAAAAUAGCUAAAAUGUCGAGUUUAUGGGCUUUCAAUGGUUAUUCAAAACAUUUCAAAUCAGCCUUUUUCGAUGCUACUUUGGAUAAAGAAUUUAAUUUCAUUGAAGGUUUGGAAUCUUGGAAAUCUUCAAGUGAUGCUCUAUUUCAUUUAUUACUUUCCUUUUUAAGAGCAAUGUUACCUGAUAAUGAAGCUGAUACUUUAAAAUUACCGAAAACUUUACAAUCUUUAUUAAUUACAAAUUCUUAUCCUCCAGCACAAAAUUCAGAUUCGAUUAAAUCAAUCAUUACCAUUCCUUGUGUUUGUGUCAAAUCAACUAAAAGAUCCAAAAAUGCUUAUGAUCUUUUAUCAAAAGUUAAAAAAACUUUAUCAUUCGAUAAAAAAGACUCGUUCCUUUCAAUUGAAAAUUAUACAAUCUUGAAAAAUAUUUUCAGAAAAGACUCUACUGAUGAGAUUGUUGACACUUUAACAGAGGAAUCAAGAAGAAUUUUGAAUAGAAUUACCGCCGACCCAAUCGAUUCUGAAUAUGGCUUAUAUCCAGGUUGGGCUAAACCUCCAGCUAAGGAUGAGGUUGAUGAUGAUUCAGAAAAUAUUCCUCUUUACUCACAAAUCUCAAUUCAUGAUGUAUCAUUACAAGAUUACUAUAUUUGGACUUGGCUUUCUUCUUUAGGAUCAGAUCAAACUAGUCAUAUCAAAAGAUUAUUUGGUAGGUCUUUGGUAGUUGAGGCCGGUUUGAGAGGCUUCCAAAAAUGGUUGAUUGUAACUGAAGAACAAAUGUCUCCAGAUGAAUAUAUUCGCCAUUUUAAAACUAUCGAAAAUGAUCAUCCUAACUAUCAUCCAAGUAAUCGUGAAUUUAGACCAAGCGUUCCUGAAAAAGAUAGAGCAGUAUCUAAUGGAUCUUACAAGGAUAUGCCUUUACCUCCACCUCCAUUACCUUCAAAAGAUGAUAAUAGUUUAUUACCAAAUUACGAAUUCGAUGAAACAGAUCAUAGAAUCGACGUUGGUGAAAUGGCAGCUGCCAACAAUGGAGCUGAAGAAGACGAAGAAGAUUACUAUGUUUAUCCAAGUCAAGUAAAUGGGGAAGCAUCUGAUGAUUACACCAAAUAUUUACAAGGUUUAAAUGAACAGCAAGAUGAAAGCUUGGCCAAUGCUUUUAAUCAGAAAGCUUCUUUAACCCAUACUAAAUCUACGAGUUCGCGUCAUAGACGUCCCCCUCCUCCU
This is a messenger RNA of Hyphopichia burtonii NRRL Y-1933, 1794 nucleotides long. It is a transcript of the gene MSB1, whose product is annotated as Msb1p. Gene Ontology annotation, cellular component: cellular bud tip; cellular bud neck. Lineage: Eukaryota; Fungi; Ascomycota; Pichiomycetes; Serinales; Debaryomycetaceae. The record is from RefSeq and is a predicted model, not a curated record. The annotation marks the transcript as partial. The transcript has a single exon.